This is a messenger RNA of Colletotrichum phormii, 1452 nucleotides long. RefSeq names its product riboflavin biosynthesis protein RibD domain-containing protein. Gene Ontology annotation, biological process: riboflavin biosynthetic process. Gene Ontology annotation, molecular function: 5-amino-6-(5-phosphoribosylamino)uracil reductase activity. The transcript has 3 exons. Lineage: Eukaryota; Fungi; Ascomycota; Sordariomycetes; Glomerellales; Glomerellaceae. Bases 353 to 1159 code for a protein of 268 amino acids. The record is from RefSeq and is a predicted model, not a curated record.
CAACUGACUGGUGAGACUGCUUUGCUGAGCAUCUACCUUAGUCAAUCAGCCAAUAUCGCUACUGCAAAUAUCCUACUUCCUGACAAGGAAAGCAUAGCUAGCGAUACUGCUUCUUGGACCGCCCUUUCGAUAGGUAGCCUGUCUUGAUCGCCGUUGGCAGUUUGAACAGGGACAACAGUCUAGGCUUUGAGACGACUGGGGUCCACCUGGCCGGUACUGCAAUAGCCACAGCAUCACCUCUUGCGCUACGCAGGGAGUUGUCACUUGCGUAAACCCGUAUCCGUACGUGCAACCCUCUUGGUUCCCGGAGAAAUUCGCUCUUCUGCCCACGGAAAAGGCCACUUCAACGACAAUGGCGGAAACUCUGCAGAUCCCGGGCCCAGACGUGGCCUGGUUGGCUCCUCGUCUACCGUCAGAAUCUGCCAUCCAGUCAGCGAAAUCCCAGGGCCGUCCUUUUGUUACUCUAACCUUUGCAACAUCACUGGAUUCUUCCCUUUCCCUCGCCCCUGGCGUGCGUACGCGCCUUUCGGGUUCCGAGUCCAAGGCCAUGACACACCACCUUCGUCGUCACCAUGCCGCCAUCCUCGUUGGCGUCGGGACUGUCCUCGCCGAUGACCCGGGCUUGAACUGCCGCAUCGACGGUGCAAAUAUCGACGCCCAGCCGCGCCCCUUUGUCCUGGACCCUCGUGGCCGAUGGGACUUCACCGAACACAGCAAAGUUUUCGAAGUCGCCCGCACCAACAACGGCUUGGCACCAUUCGUGCUAGUAGGCCCGUCUGCCGUCAAUCCGGAAAGAAAGGCAAUUCUGGAGGCCCAUGGCGGUAAAUUCGUCAUCCUCGAACCCCGGAAGACCGAGCCGCGAUUCGACUGGCCAUCGAUCCUCUCUGCUAUCCAUGCUGAGGGUCUCGAAAGCGUCAUGAUCGAAGGCGGCGGGCAGGUAAUCAACUCGCUUCUAGACCCUGCCUACCAGCACCUCGUUGAUAGAGUCAUCGUAACUAUUGCGCCGACUUGGCUUGGACGCGGCGGUGUUGUUGUAUCCCCCGACCGUGUCCAGGAUACCGAGGGCAUGCCUGUGCCAGCCGCCAGGCUCACAGAUGUUGCGUGGCACCAGUUCGGUGAAGAUAUAGUUCUUUCCGGUCAACCAAGUCUAGAUGCCUAGGCUCCUGAUCACAUCUUGUGAUACCAGCGGCAAACCUCAGAGGCCAACAUGGAGAACUACAGCUGGCCGAUCACCGUUGAAUGGUCAAGCAAGACGCCGCCGCGACGCACCCGCCGUAUUGCCUAAGAACCCGUGCCAUUGUUGGUCAACUGUCGAAACUGCCCUAUCCUGUCAGGGCCCUGCAGAUAUCAACAUGCCCCUGCUUCCCCCCCACCGGGGCGCUUAACGAAAAUGACGGUUCAUCAUACCUCGCUUGCCUGGAACAUCGCCGUCAGGACAAAUGCGGACUCGAA